Messenger RNA from Pogoniulus pusillus (Red-fronted tinkerbird), 12498 nucleotides. It is a transcript of the gene ERBB4, whose product is annotated as erb-b2 receptor tyrosine kinase 4. Gene Ontology annotation, molecular function: transmembrane receptor protein tyrosine kinase activity; ATP binding; epidermal growth factor receptor binding. Lineage: Eukaryota; Metazoa; Chordata; Aves; Piciformes; Lybiidae. Gene Ontology annotation, cellular component: signaling receptor complex; basal plasma membrane; plasma membrane. Bases 167 to 4132 code for a protein of 1321 amino acids. The record is from RefSeq and is a predicted model, not a curated record. Gene Ontology annotation, biological process: cell surface receptor protein tyrosine kinase signaling pathway; positive regulation of cell population proliferation; neurogenesis. The transcript is spliced from 29 exons.
UCGGCCGCCCCGUCGGCGCCGCGGUGCGCCCGCGGAGGGGCGGCGCAGGAGGCGGCAGCUCAGCGGCGGCAACUUUUGGGAGCCGGCAGUGGCAGCGCGGAGGCUGCGCGGAGGAUGGCGGCGGUGGUGGCGGCGAGGCGGCGGCGCUGAAGGUAGCGGCGACGAGAUGCCGGCGGCGGCCGGGGGGCUGCUGUGGUGGAGCUGCUGCGUGUUGGUGGCGGCGGCCGGGGCCCCUCGGGCCGCCGCGGCGGCGCAGGCAGUGUGUGCUGGCACCGAGAACAAGCUGAGCUCCCUCUCUGACCUGGAGCAGCAGUACCGAGCCCUGCGCAAGUACUAUGAGAACUGUGAGGUAGUGAUGGGCAACCUGGAAAUCACCAGCAUCGAGCACAACAGGGACCUCUCCUUCCUGCGGUCCAUCCGAGAGGUCACCGGCUACGUCUUGGUGGCGCUGAACCAGUUUGAGUACCUGCCCCUGGAGAACCUGCGCAUCAUUCGCGGCACCAAGCUGUACGAGGAGCGCUAUGCUCUGGCCAUCUUUCUGAACUACAGGAAGGAUGGCAACUUCGGGCUCCGGGAGCUCGGCUUGAGGAACUUGACAGAAAUACUGAACGGAGGAGUCUAUGUUGGCCAGAACAAAUUCCUGUGCUUCGCAGACACCAUCCACUGGCAGGACAUUGUGCGCAACCCCUGGGCCUCCAACUUCACCUUGGUUCCAACGAAUGGCAGCUCAGGAUGUGGCCGAUGCCAUAAGUCCUGCACAGGCCGCUGCUGGGGACCCACAGAGCAUCACUGCCAGACCUUGACCAAGACGGUGUGUGCGGAGCAGUGCGACGGACGCUGCUACGGGCCCUACGUCAGCGACUGCUGCCACCGCGAGUGCGCUGGAGGCUGCUCCGGACCCAAGGACACCGACUGCUUUGCCUGCAUGAAUUUCAACGACAGCGGCGCCUGCGUCACGCAGUGCCCCCAGACCUUUGUCUACAACCCGACCACCUUCCAGCUGGAGCACAACCACAACGCCAAGUACACCUAUGGGGCUUUUUGCGUCAAGAAGUGCCCACAUAACUUCGUGGUAGAUUCCAGCUCUUGUGUCCGCGCAUGUCCGAGCUCCAAGAUGGAGGUGGAAGAAAAUGGCAUUAAGAUGUGCAAGCCCUGCACUGACAUUUGUCCUAAAGCAUGUGAUGGCAUUGGGACGGGGAGUUUAGUGUCAGCUCAGACGGUGGACUCCAGCAACAUUGACAAGUUCAUCAACUGUACCAAGAUCAAUGGCAACCUCAUCUUUCUUGUUACUGGGAUUCAUGGAGACCCAUAUCACACAAUUGCUGCAAUCAAUCCAGAGAAGUUAAACAUCUUCCAAACCGUGCGGGAGAUCACAGGGUAUUUGAACAUACAGUCGUGGCCUGAGAACAUGACAGAUUUCAGGGUGUUCUCCAACUUGGUUACUAUCGGUGGCAGAGCUCUCUACAGUGGCCUUUCCUUACUCAUCCUGAAGCAGCAAGGCAUCACCUCUCUGCAGUUUCAGUCCCUGAAGCAAAUCAGUGCUGGCAACAUCUACAUAACGGACAACAGCAAUUUGUGCUACUACCACACUGUCAACUGGAGCAGCCUCUUCAGCACACCCACGCAGAAGACAGUGAUCCACCGAAACAAGAGGGCAGAGAACUGCACUGCUGAUGGAAUGGUGUGCAACGAGUUAUGCUCCAGCGAUGGCUGCUGGGGGCCAGGACCUGACCAGUGUCUCUCCUGCAAGCGCUUCAUCAGGGGAAGGACCUGCAUAGGCUCUUGCAACCUCUAUGAUGGGGAGUUCCGGGAGUUUGCCAACGGCUCUGUGUGUGUGGAGUGCGAUCCCCAGUGUGAGAAGAUGGAGGAGAGCAUCCUCACCUGCUACGGGCCGGGUCCUGACCACUGCACGAAGUGUUUCCAUUUUAAGGAUGGCCCAAAUUGUGUGGAAAAGUGUCCUGAUGGCUUGCAGGGGGCCAACAGCUUCAUCUUCAAAUACGCCGAUGAGGAUCGUGAGUGCCAUCCAUGCCAUCCAAACUGCACCCAAGGGUGCAUAGGGCCGCGCAUGGAGGACUGCAUCGGCCUGAUGGAUAGGUGUAGAGGUCCCGCUAGUCAUGACUGCAUUUACUAUCCAUGGACACGCCAGUCCGCUUUACCACCACACGCUAGAACCCCCCUGAUUGCUGCGGGAGUUAUUGGUGGCCUCUUCAUCAUCGUCAUCAUGGGCCUGACAUUUGCCGUCUACGUCCGUCGCAAGAGCAUUAAAAAGAAGAGAGCACUGCGAAGAUUCCUGGAGACUGAGCUUGUGGAACCGCUGACUCCAAGUGGCACAGCACCCAACCAAGCACAGCUUCGUAUCCUGAAGGAAACUGAGCUGAAACGAGUCAAGGUUCUUGGCUCUGGAGCCUUUGGAACCGUCUACAAGGGUAUUUGGGUCCCUGAGGGAGAAACUGUAAAGAUUCCUGUGGCAAUUAAGAUCCUUAAUGAGACCACUGGUCCCAAGGCCAAUGUGGAGUUCAUGGAUGAAGCUCUGAUCAUGGCCAGCAUGGACCACCCACACCUGGUGAGACUCCUGGGUGUCUGCCUCAGCCCCACCAUUCAGCUGGUCACUCAGCUGAUGCCGCAUGGCUGCCUGCUGGAUUAUGUUCAUGAACAUAAGGAUAACAUUGGCUCCCAGCUUCUGCUCAACUGGUGUGUCCAAAUAGCUAAGGGAAUGAUGUACUUGGAGGAGAGGAGGCUUGUCCACCGAGACCUGGCAGCCCGGAACGUCUUGGUGAAAUCACCGAACCAUGUGAAGAUCACUGACUUCGGCUUGGCCAGGCUUCUGGAAGGGGACGAGAAGGAGUAUAAUGCUGAUGGAGGGAAGAUGCCAAUUAAGUGGAUGGCUCUGGAGUGCAUACACUACAGGAAAUUCACCCACCAGAGUGACGUCUGGAGCUAUGGAGUCACUAUCUGGGAGCUUAUGACCUUUGGUGGGAAGCCGUACGAUGGAAUCCCCACUCGAGAGAUCCCUGACCUCUUGGAGAAAGGAGAGCGGUUGCCCCAGCCUCCCAUCUGUACUAUUGAUGUUUAUAUGGUGAUGGUGAAGUGCUGGAUGAUCGACGCAGACAGUCGGCCGAAAUUCAAGGAGCUGGCUGCUGAGUUCUCCAGAAUGGCUCGAGACCCUCAGAGGUACCUGGUGAUCCAGGGAGAUGAUCGUAUGAAGCUCCCAAGCCCAAAUGACAGCAAGUUCUUCCAAAACCUUCUUGAUGAGGAAGACCUGGAAGACAUGAUGGAUGCUGAAGAGUAUCUUGUUCCUCAAGCCUUCAACAUCCCUCCUCCCAUCUACACCUCCAGGACAAGAGUUGAUUCCAACAGGAGUGAAAUGGGACACAGCCCUCCUCCUGCCUACACCCCUAUGUCAGGAAACCAGUUUGUGUACAGAGAUGGUGGCUAUGCUGCGGAGGUGCCGAUGCCGUACCGAGCUCCCGGCUGCAUCCCAGAAGCGCCAGCUGCUCAGGGGGCCGCGGCAGAGGCCUUUGGGGACGCCUGCUGUAACGGCACACUGCGAAAGCAAGUUGCAGCCUUGACAAAAGAGGACAGCAGCACCCAGAGGUACAGCGCUGACCCCACCGUCUUUAUACCUGAGCGGGUGGCCCAGGGAGAGCUGGAUGAGGAUGGCUACAUGACGCCCAUGCGGGACAAACCUAAAACAGAUUACCUGAAGCCAGUGGAAGAGAACCCCUUUGUUUCCAGGCGGAAGAAUGGAGACCUGCAAGCUGUGGACAACCCUGAAUACCACAAGGCUGCAAAUGGGCAGCCUGAGGCAGAGGAUGAGUACAUCACUGAGCCCCUGUACCUCAACACCUUUGCCAACACCUUGGAGAACGCCGAGUACCUGAAGACCAAUCUGCCAGAGAAGGCCAAGAAGGCCUUUGACAACCCAGACUACUGGAACCACAGCCUGCCCCCACGAAGCACCCUCCACCACCCAGACUACCUGCAGGAGUACAGCACAAAAUACUUUUACAAACAGAAUGGUCGGAUCCGGCCCAUUGUGGCAGAGAAUCCUGAAUACCUCUCCGAGUUCUCCCUGAAGCCUGGCACUGUGCUGCCCCCCCCACCCUACAGACACCGAAAUACCGUGGUGUAGUGCUGGUGGGCUGUGGAAGUGGAAAGACAACCCCUUCUAACUGCCUCACUCUUUCAUUCUCCUUUCCCUCCCUCCUCCCCUUUCUCCCAUGAGCUUCCUCUUCUUGCCAGUUCACACAUUUUUGAUAUUUCCAAGUGAAAGGAUCUCUUGGAGCUGUUUGCAGAUUGAGUUGAGCACCAGGAAGGAAGGAAGGAGACUGAAAGAAGGCUUGCCCAGGCUGGUGUUUCUUCCUUUCCACAGACACAGAGGGUUGGACCGCCAGAGAAGCCAGAUGGCACCAGCAAAGGCCAGUGGCAGUGUUGCCUGCUGUCGAGCUAGUUCUGUGACUGCUCCUUUCAGCAGGAACUGAUCAGACUCUACAGCAUUCCUGGGAACCUCUGUGCAGUUUCCAUGAGGGGGAAACCUGGACAAUUUUUCUAUCACGUGUGGUGGCAUAGUAGUGGAGAUUGAGAAUCCAGUUGCUUUCUCUAACACUUUCUGCCCCAGCACCUGCGAAUGGCUAACCUGGCUUGUUCAGAUCCUCAGCGUGGCUUUCCAAGAAACGAUGAUGUGACUCUAACACGGCCAAACCCUUUUCCUGAGCCACACCAUGAUUUCCUGCCAAGUCCUAGCCGCAGAGGUACCCACUCGCAACUGGUACACGACACAACCAUUUUUGUAUGCGUGCCAACUUGGCGCUGUCAACACAAAAACCCACUCAGAAGGCAGCCACAAAACCAUGCCUCCAACCUGUUAUUUUCUGAAGCUAAAAGACAUGCCAAGAAGCCAAGAUUUGUAAGCAGAAAGCUUCGCUUCCCUGUUUUAUACCUGCUGACUACGAGUACAUAAAGCGACCCAAACAAAUUCUUUCCUUUUUUUCUUCUUCAUGAUCAUGAAGGGAGUUGGGGAUGCUGUCAGGCAACACUGAGCACAAGACAGAGAACCGGAGACUUUGCUGUGGGUCAUGAAGUCUGCUGGUGUUCUGUGGGGUGGUUGUGGGAAGGGUCCUGGAAAACUGGAAGACAGACACUGGACUGGAGAAACGCACAUAGAAUUCCACUGGAAAGUUAGUUUGCACUUAAGCUCUGAUUUUAUUUGAACUGUUUUCUGGAUUUUGAAUGAAGCAAUAUGGAAGUGACCAGCAAAAUACAAACCAAUAAUUUUAAAUUAAAAGUAAUGGAUUGUAUGUAAAGGAUGACUGUGGAAAUGCCAAAAUGAAGAAAUCAAGGCUUUGGAAUGCCUGCCAGUCUGGAGAGGCCAUUGCACCAACUGUGGCGUAAAGCGGUGACAGAGCUGCCAGCUCUUACUGCUGCCACAUGAAGGACAGCAGAGCAAGCUCUGAGAGGGAUCAGAGAAGGCAAGAUCUUGCUCUGCCUUGCAGUGUGGAACAGAAUCCUCUUUUCUAAGAAGCACAGAAGGUGGUGCUUACAAGGCUUGAGAAGUCAAGAUGUGCAUGACUGGCAGAGCUCUCUGUCAAAAAUGUAAAUAAGUAUGAGUCAGUCUCCCCGCACUUAGUUAAGCUUUCAUCAACCUCAGUUUUUAGGUAGACACCCCCACCCCACCCCCUCUUUGGAAAUACCUUUCAGCCAGAGUUCUGGACAUUUUUAGCAGCCUGUGGCAGAUGGAGCCAGGAAGGGAGGUGUAAGGGCCAGAGACACUGAUGGUUUGCUCUAGACACGCCAAGAGCCAUGUGCGUGAGAGCAUUUGUGUACCUAGUUCCCCACAAUUCUUAAGGAACUGUGAAGCACCCCUGAAGAUCAGCCAAUGUCUCUAUCCAGCACGCCUUCUAAAGGGGAAGAAACAACACCUGGUGGAUGGCAGUCUUGGGGGACACAACAGUAUUUCAGUUUAUGCACGUUGAUGCUGUUAAAGCUGAGAUCUUUGGGAUGACCUAACCUGGCAACAAAACCAGCAACAACCAGUGGGCUGACAAUGACAUCCAGCUCCUCCAAAUUCCUGCCGUCUCAACAGCUUGCCACCUUUAAUUGUAGGGAAGCAGACGGAGGAGUAAAAAACAGGCAAUAGUUACCUAAAUCUUGCUGGCUGAGGGUCAGCUUGGCACAGGUAUGAAGAGAUUUCAAACCUAGGUUAGUUGUAGUGCUUGUAGAUGGGAAAUGAAUUGUGUAUGAUGGCUAGGUCAACGUUGGUUCAGCCAACAGCCUGUUUCUGCCUCAAGUAUGUUCAGGCCAGCUUGAACAAGCCGCAGGGUGGAGGUGAAGCCUGUAAACCAAGUGUGUAGCUGAAGAGGCUGAAAACAGCAAGAACAAGUGCAGCUCUUUAGUGCUUCUGAAAGGAGAUGUUGGGUCAAGUGUUACCGAGGUAGUUUGUGGUGGCAGAACGAAAAGAGCAGCAUGCCACUCAGGUAGGAUAGAUGGUUCUAAGCAAGCACAUUGUGCCUCUGAGAGGCCUCACCUCUUCCUGGUACCCUCAUGAGCUUGGCAGGAGGCAAAGCCAGGCACUGGGCAGGGGCUGGGGUUGAGAGAGGUGGCAUGAGCUGAGACUCCAGGGCAGGUUUGCCAGUGGCAGUGUGCACAGAGUGUUGUCUGAAGUAUAGGCAAAGGUCUCAUAGGUUGGGAUGCAGUUGCUAAGCUGCAAAGAGAGGCCUUGGAGACAAACUAGCACAGGAGUGUGAGUGUCCUGUUUCAGCACAGGAGCAGCUGGGGCUGCAGGGGUAGGUGGAGAAAGGGCUUGAUUUGUUCUAGAACAGGCUUUGUGACAGCGUAACUCCUAAUGGAGCAAAAUCAAAAUCCUGGUACAGCUGAGGUGUUUGGGUUCAGACAGGUGCUGCUGGAGAGGCUGCUGGGGAAGAAGAAUGCACCCUGCCAAACUCUGGUGAGGUGGCAGUUCUGGGACAUAGCUGCUAAUGGAAGUUGAGGCCUGAUGGUUUCUCUGGUGAUUAAGCACUGCUGGUGUUGGAAACAAGCCUGUGGAAUCAUCACAUGUAAAUAAGUGUGGGGUUUAACAAUCCAACAUUUGAUUUCUUACAAACUUGACUUAUUUAAUCAUUUCACUUGUGGACUGUGGGUGUGAUGUUAUAUAUUAAGUAGCAUGGAAAUGCAGAGGUUCCUUAAGUGAGGCAUCAUGAAGACCAGAACAGAAGCUGUCUUCUUCUGGGGCUCUCAUGGGCAGCGGUGCAGAACUGUGCAGUGCCUCAAAUAGCAGAGGGCAAAAGAAGAGUUAAAGAAGACAGAAAUGGCUGAUGGUGGAAAACUCGAUAGGCUGCAACUUCCCCAAUGGGCACCUUUUUUCAUCAGCUUCUGAUUUGGAUUGCAGUUCCCAGAAGGAGGCCUUUUGUUGACCUUUAUUGGUGCAUCUGUGCCUACAUGAUGCUGAGCGUCUGGUUAGGUGGUUCUGUUUCCCCACUCAGGACAGCAGUGUUCUGGGCACGACCCCUUAAAUGGGCUUAUGUCCUCUGGCAGAGUGGUGCCUCCGGGCUGCUUUGGCAGGUUUCUGUCUUUGACAAAGGAAGCUUAGCCAUGGUUAGAAAAGCAAAGCAGAGAGCAGAGCUGUUUGCCUGCUCUAACCUGACCAGCAGAAGUAUCUGACUGGUCUGAGCUUGCACAUUUGCCUUGGUGUGAGUAUAGCUGCAGGCUUGGGGGCAAGUUUGAGCGAAUGUAUGUGGUGGAAUCGUGGCAAAUACUCAGACUACUGCAAUGGGGGAGACAAGGGUCAGGGGCAGUUAGAGCAGUUAGAGGUUUGGGGGAAGCAGAUGUUUCCACGCGGAUUACACUUUGUCAGCCAAGGCAGAGGGUGAGUGCACCGGCACAAGCGUGUGGGCUGGCCGUGGUGCAGUCUCCGCAGCAGUGGCAGUGUGCAGCUGCCAGGCUGCAUGGAUGUGGCAGUGCAGGGGCUGGGUGGCAAACACUGUCUCCCAUCUCUGGCCUGUGCGUCGGGGGCGCGGUGACUUCUCACCAGCGGGUGUCAGCUAUUGUCCAAGGCACUGAGGAGGACACUCAGUGAACGAGAACCGCAUCUGGCUCUUCCUUAAUCGCUUUCAGGGGUACUUGGAUUAGAUGUUCCUAUCUGCCUGAGGGUAACUUCUAGCAGGGGUGGAGACACAUCUGAGUGACUUGCUGUAACAUGAUUGACUGGAGCCAAAUACUUUUACGUUUCCUUGUCCAGCCCUUUUCUGCUUUUUCUGCCCAGUAGCCAGGAGGGAUUCUUCCAUGGCCAUUCGCUCAAGCGGUAGCAGUGUGUUUGCUACUUGCUCUCAGAGAGGUUGCCUGUCGCAGGUAGGAAGCAGUGGAAAUGAAGGCAGGUAAGUAUCAGCAGUAGGAACCACUAUGGAGGUCUGUUUCAGGUACUCUGAUCUCAGCCCAGAAACCCUUUUCCCUGUGCAGAGAAAGGGAGGGUUAACCCUGGUUGCACCUCUUAUCUGGUGCAUACAAUUCCUGCAGCCAAGAAUGCAUUUCUUAGCUGCAGGAAUUGUAUGCAGUAAUCUCAUGCUAGUUAUUUCCUGGAUGAAUGGAAAAAUGCCUUUCCUGUCCUGCCCCACAUGUGAUGUGGGACCCAAAGGCUGCAUGCAAGGGCCACCUGUGUCAAUAUGGUGCUGGACAGGGCAGCCUAUACACAUGCCACACAUCCCAUACUGGUUUCCAGUAAAGAGAGGGAGGUACAGGGGAGCAUUUCACCCCACCCUGAGAUAUCACCAGUCCCAGCCUCCAUGCAUGGAAAAUCAGAGAGCAGCUUGGUCCCAGUUGUGAUCUAAUGUGUUAAGUAGUGUGGGAAUGCAGAGCUUUCCUUGAAGUGAGGCAGCAAGACCAGAACAGGAGCUAUAGACCGAGCUGGGCAGUAUGGAUCAAAGCUGUCAUCUGGGUCAGCCUAGAAAUGAUUCUUCAGCUUGUGGGGAAAGGUUGAGGAUGGGCUUAUAUGGGAAACUCAGUAAAGUAGGUGUUCCUGCAUGAUGACAGCUAAAGGAAGAGGUUUCUUGGGUUCCUUUGUACCACCUGGGAGAUGAGGAGGCUCUGGCAGAAGGCAGAAUUAGGUGGCUAGUCAUGUAAUGCCCCAGCACAGCUAAAGGUGUCCCAGUCAGCUGUGCUUCCUCCAGGGAGCCCUCUGCACUCUGUGAAGGCAUCUCACGAAGGAAGGCAUAGCAGCUGCUGCAGCACCCAUGGACUGCAGACACUCUGUCCGCAGACACUUAGAGGGGGAGGGGACAGGAGUGGCCCAGGGACUGGCAGCUGGGGCAUCACUCACUGGUGGGGAUGGGUUUUCCCCUCAUUUGACACAACUGGUGUGCCAGGGCUCCCUCCCUGCUUUCCCUGUCACUUCUUGGAGCUACUGAGCUUGGGAACACAUUUACCUUUUCUGAAGGCUGCUUAGCUUAAGGGGGGGCAGGUGAAAGACAGGCUUCAGCAUGAACCAGAGCUUGUUCGUGGCUCUUAAAGAACACCUCAAAGUGGAUGGUGUCACCUCGUAUUCCUGUCCACAGGUGGUGUUCCAUGCAGGCAGUGCACCCGUUCAUUUGUAGCUGUGUCACUUGCAAUCUACUCCUGGUGGAUCUUGGACCACUACUGCUGGCAAAAUAGCUCAGCUGUUGUUACAGAAGAGCUUGGGUUUGGGUUCAAAUUCUGCUUUAGAAAGCCAAGGCACUGGGGAGAGGGUUCAGGUUGGUAUUCACACUUCACCGUGUGCCAAGGAGCCACAGUCAUCCCACAGGGCAGCUUCUGGGCAGCGUCACUGUGUUUGCAGGAUCCCCUCUAUCUUCCAGCUCCUGCUGAGCAUUGCACAGGUAGAAAAGGUCUCUGCUGCAGGUGAGGCCUUCACACUGGGAGUAAGUAGCAGAACUAAAGCUCAGUGCUUAGAAACACCACUCUGAAAUGUGCAGCAACCACUUGUCACCACCUUUGCUUUACUUUGUCAGGAGGUCGUGUUCCCAUGGCUCUGUGUGGUGGGGCCCAGUGCUCGGCUGCAGAGCUCCUUGCUCCCGGGGAAGCCGCUGGCUGUCGGCAGGAUGCGGCAGUGACAGCUGGGGGCUGCCUGUAGGCUUGGGCCAUGCCGAGCAGCCUGUGGGGGAAACUCAGGGGGUCAGGCCUGGCUGAUGGUGGUGGGACUGGCUUGAAUUGCAGUCAAAUGCACCUCCUAACCAGUCAGGCUGGGAGGUGAUUCCAUCCAAGGCACCUUCUAGCUGGCAUCUGUGCCCAAGGAGCCAGGAAAGGGUGUGAAGGGGAAACCUCAGGACACAGUCUCAGUUAGGAAACAAGGGGAGUCAGAACUGCUUCUCUUUCCUUUUUUAUCGUUCUCUUUUGAGCCUGAGCUUUGUGAACCUUGGUAAAGGGAGGUUUUAAGGGGAGGUUUGUGAGGUGGUGUGCAGUGUGAAUAAUUACGUCCCAGCUCUUCUCCCCUCCCUAGUUAAAAAAAGCCAUGAAAUUGUGCUUCAGACGUGUCAUGGAUGAAGCCACCGUGGUAAAGGUGCACCCCAGGCAGCAGCCUCUUGCUGACAGUGAGGUAUGACCAGGGCACACACAGAUGUGGAGCCGUUGGCUGUCACUGCCUUGCGCUGGCCGUGAGCGCUGACCGGCAUUGAUUGGUCCCCACAACGCCACUGUCCCUGUACCCUGCCCAGCCUUUGGCCCUCUUAGGGAGCAAGCACUGUCUUGUCCAUAGCACUCUGAAGACUAAAGCCUUUUUGGGAUGACCACAGUAAGAGACUGUGAAUGGCAUUUUCUAAGUGUAGAUACGUAACCCUUCUUUCGAGGUAAGGUACUCUGACAUAUGUAGCAUAAACUGGUACUGCUGUUAAAUGGGUCGAUUAUUAACUGAGCAGCUGUGGGGGGGGUAGCUAACUUUGAAUGCACUAAACCACUGUUCAUUUGGAGACGAGGACUGCAGGGAGCUGCUAGGGACUUGUCCUUUGUGGUGGGCUGUGUAAAGAGAACAAUGCAGGUCAGUGAAAAUGUCACUUUUAGAGCAUUUUAACUUUGGGAAUCCCUACGCAUUUGAUACAUUACUCAUGAUGGUUUUAAUCCUUUUCUUUUGGCCCAGCUCUUGCUAUUUCCUCAACAAUCUGGAAUUUCUGGAGAGGCUGCAGCCCUAAACUGGAAUAGCUGGAGAGGCACCAGCCCUAAGCUGGAAUAGCUGGAGAGGCAGCAGCCCUAAACUGGAGUUUCUGAAGAGGCAGCAGCCCUAGCACAGGGUGAGAAAAGUGAGGAGAAAAUCAAGUCUCCUUCUAAAACCAGAGAUACUCAAAAUGCAUUUCCUGACCUGGCAGCCUUGAACUGUAGCCUUUCUCUUUUCUGAUGAGGCUCUGGUUCUCAGACCUGGAGGAUGACAUUACUGUCCCUUCAAGAAUCAAGGGCUGAGCUUUACUUGGAAGGCAAGGCAGGGACAGCAGCGAUCCCCUGCAAGACACCCAGGGUGGGUACAGCUGCCUCCAUGGGCCACGCUCACUGCAGCCAGCCUAGUCCAGGGGAGCCAAGGCAGGCGGAGAUGGGACAGAAGGGAGCUGGGCUUUAGCCAAUUGUCCAUGUUCUCCAAGUACAGAGACAAAAGAACAACAGUUCUGCCUUAUGAAGUACCUCCAGAAGAGGGGGAGCAGCAGUGUGCUGGGGAAGAUGCUCAUUUCUCGCAGUGAUGCAUUCAGAGUUAGCUGCCUUUCUGAAACAAAAAUAAAAACCUACUAAACCUACUGUAUGUUACUUUGAAAAUGUGAAUAGUAUUUUUAUAGCUUGUUAAAGAACACAGCUAGUUGCAUUUGUAAAUAAGGAUAAUGUUGCUUUUAUUUUCCUUGUGGACACCAUUAUUUGGAACAUAAUUGUCCUUAGGGUUGAUUUGUAUAUAGGUAAUUUGCUCGUGAUUUAAGCCGCUCCUCCCCUUUCCUUUCUCUCCCUUCCCACCCUCUGGUUUUGGUUUAGAAGUCCCAUUUUUGGCAUUCUGUGUGGUUCUGUGUUCUAGCACUAUCGUGGUGUGUUCAGCCUUCCUGCACUUGCUUACACAGUAGGGUAUGCCAGUCGUGCGUGGCGUAACGUUACUUUAACCUUUCGUUUCUCACCGCUGUGGAGGGUUAUGCACUGUUAACAUACUGACCUGGGUUAAUAUUAGCUACAUAUUUUAGCAUAAUUUCCCUUCUUUACAUGGUUUCUCGUUUUGUUCUUUUUCUCCUUUUCCUUUCCCUUUUGUCUUGUUUAGAGGCUGGGGAGAAGCCUGUGGACCUUCCCCUCGCGUGGUUCUGUUCUCCGCUGUGUGCAGUCCCGAGUUUCUCCUCGCGCCCUCGGGGUAGAGCUUUAUCUGUUUGUUAAGGCAAAUGUAGACUGCCGCCCACCUUGCAUCAGCCCCACGCUCAUCCCCGCUGAACAAUUUGGAAACUGUUCUGCCUUUUUGUUACAUGAAUCUGUCAGAAAUAUAUUUUUAAUUUAAUAUAAAUGAAAUUCAAUAAAAUACGAAACAAA